AUGGGCCUCGCUGGUACUAAAGUUAAACAAAGAUUUGGACUUGAUCCACGUAAUACGUCAUGGUCUAACGAUAAAAGCAGAUUUGGUCACCGAUACUUAGAGAGUAUGGGGUGGGCUCCUGGAAAGGGUUUAGGGCUUGUCGAGCAUGCCACUACCACACACGUAAAGGUUUCAGUAAAGGAUGAUACAGUUGGUUUAGGGGCUAAACUUGCUAAAAGAAGUGGAACUGAUGACCUCGAGACAGAUAGUUCCGGCCUUGAUGACUUUCAGCGAAUAUUGGGUAGACUCAAUGGUAGAGGCCGUGAAGUAGAUGAAGCCCUUGAGCAGAAAAGAAAGGAUAAUAUAAUAAAUGGUAAAUGGGGAAUGCAUUUCAUCAAGGGCGAAGUGCUUUGCAGUACGUGGGAUCGGAAGUCGAAAAGCCAUAUGUUGAAGACAGCUUUGGAGGACGAAUCUGAAGUAAACUUCAAGUCUAGUAAAAAGAGAAGACAAAGUGGUUCUGAACCAUCCAGGGAUCUGACACUGCAUGCUAAGAGAAUGAGGGGUGAUGAGUCAAAGAAAUCAACGAGGGACCAAAGUAAACAAGAAAGGAAGGAGAAAAAAAUAAAGACGGAAAAGAAGGAGAAAAAGGAAAAGAAGGAGAAAAAGGAAAAGAAAGAAAAGAAGGAAAAGAAGGAAAAGAAAGAAAAGAAAGAAAAGAAGGAGAGAGAUUAUGGCAAUAGAGCCCUGCCAGUUGAACCAAGAAAGCACGACCAGAUUUCAAACGUAGGAAGAUUAUCUGCCAGAGCUAAAUACAUUAAGCAGAAACGGGCAUCUGUGAUGGACGCCAAGGCAUUGAACGAAAUCUUCAUGAUAUCAAAAUGA
Messenger RNA from Meyerozyma guilliermondii ATCC 6260, 861 nucleotides. Its product is annotated as telomerase inhibitor. Bases 1 to 861 code for a protein of 286 amino acids. The transcript has a single exon. Gene Ontology annotation, molecular function: nucleic acid binding. Lineage: Eukaryota; Fungi; Ascomycota; Pichiomycetes; Serinales; Debaryomycetaceae. The record is from RefSeq and is a predicted model, not a curated record.